AUGGCACUCUCCGAUCAUGGCCCACCGUGGUUACUUGCGAGCCUUUCUCUACUCACCGGGACAAUCAGCAUCCUCAUCAAGCCUGGCGGACGCCAAACGUUCCUUGAAGAUGUCAAGCGCAACGUGGUGUCUUUCUCCCCAUUCCGAUCCGGAGCAAUCGUCACGGCUCUUCUCAUCCAUUUGAUCGACUGGAGACUCUUGAACAUUGCCGACAUAUAUGCCGGCUGGAGGCUGUCCUCGUACUACUAUUAUCCUUCGGACUUGUCUGAUGGUGUCUGGUCGCGUUUUGCGCGGCGAGCUUUCCUCAUCGGGGCAACACUGCCACUGUACACAAUGCUGCUAAUGUCCACGAGUUAUCGAUGGAUCCAGUUGUUCGCGACGUUAUUAGUCGCCGAAUCUGUGCUAGCUGAAUUGUUGAGGCCCUUCUGGGGGACUACAGACGAAGGCUUUUUUACCUUCCACAGAGGCUGGCCUAAUCAUAUUAUGCUGACCGCGAAACCCGUCGCUACACCCGAUCACAAUACCUUUGACCAUGUCGACACUGGAAGGAAAGCAAAUGAAACUACAGAAUUCAAAGAGGGUGGGCACAUGGCACCGCCCUCCGCUCUGAAAGAUAAUCUCUGCAAUCGCAUAAAUCAGCUCUGGUCGCCAGUGGCCGGUAUAGACAUCGAUUCUCCACCGCAUUCCUUUCCUCCGGAGAAUGCUCCCAAGUUAGAAAGAAUUUUCUCGCCGGCUGUCCAUGCCUCACAUUGGACGUGUGGGCACUGGCGCUGUCUUGUCUAUACGAGUUCGCAUGUCGCCAUGCGUACCAUCUGUUCGUCCUGGUUAUAUGUCGAGCUAGUAUCGACCGCCUGGCUGCUACACGUCGACCUGCGGCCAGUGACGCUCCCACUUUCCGAAAAGAUGCUUGAAAACAAUAUACUUGGGGGCGUGCUCACCUUGGUAUACCAAAUCUCUCUUGUUUUAACUGUAUUCGCCAUUGGUUUUAUUCUUUCCGCGGUGCUAUUUCACUGUCUGUGCAAGCAAGCGCGGAUAAAUCAAGCUUUGCGAGACCUUGCUGAAACUGCACCAAUAACCUACAAGGCUAUCGAUAUUUUCGGCAAACGGUUCGUGCCCCUUUGCGUGGGUCGUCUUUUCGGUCAAGCUUUAUUCCCCGCGGAUUCAUCGCUGACCAGGGAAAUCCUCUCAUAUGGCAUUGAGAUCAUGGUGAUUCUAGCCAUUUACAUACCCGGGUAUCGGCUCAUGGUCAGCCCACCUCGAUCAGAGCUGGCGCCCUUGGAGGCUGAACCCCAAUCCAGCUCUGGAUCAUCUUUGGACUCAAAGGCAGCUCCCAAUAGUCACUACCAGAGUGCUCAAGACCCGGCAGCAGCUACGGAGUCCCUUUCGACAUUGUCCAAUGACGAGACAAAAGCGUACACGGACGGAUGCGAAUUCUCGGAAACUCCAAGACAGUUUCACUUCGAAGUUUUCCGUCUAGCUAUUCUCGUCCCUACCGUGGCUGUUUGGAUUUUCCUCUACCAUUAG
Molecule: messenger RNA, 1524 nt
Organism: Penicillium lagena
Lineage: Eukaryota; Fungi; Ascomycota; Eurotiomycetes; Eurotiales; Aspergillaceae
Exons: 1
Coding region: 1-1524 (507 amino acids)
Source: RefSeq, a predicted model, not a curated record